GUGGUUGAGAGUGCGUUCAGUUGUCGAUGUUACCUUGGACGUGUCAAAAUGGCGGAAAAUAUGUCUCUACUGGGUCUAGAGGACGAGUUGACUUGCAGUAUCUGUUUAUGUCUGUUCGAGAACCCGGUGAGUUUAAUCUGUGGACACAGUUUCUGCGCCAACUGUCUCGAAGCGACAUGGAACGACAGGGUAUCAUCUCUGUCCUGCCCUCAGUGCCGAAUGGUGUUCACCAGUAAACCUGAACUAAAGAAGAACACCGUCCUCAGCGCGGUGCUUGAUGCCUAUAGAAUAAAAGCGGGUGUUUCUGAGCCCGUCAAGGAACAUUUUGAGGUGAAAAGGAAAGAUCCAGACGCGAUCAGGUGUGACAACUGCAUGGAAGCCAAAGCGGUCAAAACUUGUUUGACAUGUAUGGCGUCUUAUUGUGAAGACCAUGUCAGGCCUCACCGAGAGAAUGCCAUUUUUCGGGCCCAUCAACUGUGUGAUCCGCUGCCAGAUCUGAUGGACCGUCUCUGUUCAGAUCAUGGCAAACUGAUGGAGUUCUACUGCAGUCAGCACCAGAGUUGCAUUUGCAGUACCUGUCUGCAGGACAUGCAUAAAGGCUGUGAGUUUAUCACGGCAGAUGAGCGGCGCUUCAAACAAAAGACUGACCUGAAUGACAAGCUCAGCAUCCUUGAAGUCAAAACUGACAAGAACCAGCAGGUUGUCACACAGAUGAAGGAGCAACAAAACAAAUUAAAGGACUUAGCUGUAACCCGCAAACGUAUUCUUGAGGCUGAAUACAGGCAGAUCAGAGAAAUGAUUGACCAAGAUGAGAAAGAAGCCAUGCUUGCUAUCGAUAAGGAACAGGAGAAAGGUCAGAGCAAACUGGUCUCCUUGAUGAAGAAAUUUAAUGAGAACAUCGAGAAGAUGAAUAGGACCAAAUCUGAGAUCAACAGUCUGCUGGACCAGUCGCAGUCACUAGACUUCUUAAAGGCGUCCGUGGAUUUGCCCUCAGUGGUAAAUUUUGAACCCUAUAACCCUCGCAUCAGUGUGGAAAGUAAAGAGGUGAUAGCUUAUCAUUCCUCUGCAGUUGCACUGAAGGAGUGGAUCACCAGAUUAAUGGAUCAUCCAUUAGAAAACAGAAUCUAUGUAAUUAAACCAGGUCUAGGAAACCAAUUCCCAGUAAUCCGAAGUGAGCCUCCUGCCUUCCUACCAAAUUCAAGAGGCAUGUCACAUAUGAGAUUUCCCAGUCCAGAUCGCGGUCCCAAAGCCAACCCUUCAGGAGCUAAACAGAAAAUGUCAAGCAAGAGUGCUAAUAAAGAUCAGAAGGAUCACAAAGAGCGUAAAGACCAGAAGCCAAACAAAUCUAGGAAUUCCUCUAAAGGAGCAAAUCCUGUUUUCUCCAAAAGCAUGGAAAACUUGCUUGACAUUGCAGUUAAAACUGUAGACAUACCUGACAUAAAUCCACCUGCUAGUUCACCAGCUGUGCAAAACUUUAUUAAAAGAAGUGACCUUCUUAAAUAUGGCACUAUCCUCAAUUUUGACGUCAGAACAGCUCACAAGCGGAUCUCGCUGUCUGAAAACAACACCAAAGCGACAGUCUCGGACGAAACUGCUUACUAUCCAGAUAUUCCCCUUCGCUUUUCUGUCUGUUCCCAGGUGCUCUGCACAAAGGGUUUCUCUCAGGGCCGUCAUUAUUGGGAGAUCAAAAUGAGCAGUAACAACUUCUGCGGAUUGGGACUUGCAUAUGGAAGAAUCGACCGCAAGGGUCCCUCUAGCCGUCUGGGGCGUAAUGCAGACUCCUGGUGUGUGGAGUGGUUUAACGUGAAGCUUUCUGCAUGGCACAACAGCAUCGAGACGGUGCUGCAGAAUCCCAACCCAAGCCGCGUGGGUGUCUUGCUGGACUGUGAUCAGGGAAGUGCAACAUUCUAUAAUGUGCAGGACCGGGUCUACCCCUUCCACACAUUUGUCUUUCCUUUCACUGAGGCUGUGUAUCCAGCUUUCUGGAUUUUCUCAAAUGGUUCUUCUGUCUCUUUCUGCAAGCUCAGCAACUGAAAGUAUAUAAGUUGAACUGAUAUUCAUUUUAAUGUAUUGAUGUUCUGUUUAUCUUUGGAGCACAAAUUAAUAUAUUUUUAAUAUUCUCUCAUCUUUUUGUCCAUAGAGUAAAAGUCCACACAACCUGAAUGUUCAAGGUUCAUGUUUUAUGAAAUCUUUAUGAAAUCUUUGAAGGAUUUUCAAUGGAUGGGCAAAAAUAAUUAUGGUAUAUUAAAAAUAUCUUCAUUUUUGUUUCGAAGAUGCUCCUGUAAUGUCUUUUGGGUUUGGAAAGACAGGAGACAGAUAUAAACAUUCAUUUAUGGGGUUUAAACUAGUCAGGUUUGAUGCAAAUAAUCUUUCUAAUUCUAUUUUAGGUGUGUUGUGAUUGUACAGAAUGCAUAAAGCAGUCUUUUUAAUCUAUAAAUGUCCAGUAAUGUCUUUUAAUGUUGACCAAAAAAAAAAAAUUAGAUUGAUGGAUGGAUGAUAUCUAAAGGCUAAUGCAGUCCAACUGUCAUUAAAAAAAAACUCAAAGUGAGGAGGUUUGUAUUGCAUUUGCAAUAAUGAUUUAUCCUAUUAUAUGGCUACUUACCACA
Messenger RNA from Sinocyclocheilus rhinocerous, 2606 nucleotides. RefSeq names its product E3 ubiquitin/ISG15 ligase TRIM25. Gene Ontology annotation, molecular function: protein binding; zinc ion binding. Bases 49 to 2034 code for a protein of 661 amino acids. The transcript has 10 exons. Lineage: Eukaryota; Metazoa; Chordata; Actinopteri; Cypriniformes; Cyprinidae. The record is from RefSeq and is a predicted model, not a curated record.